Messenger RNA from Prorocentrum cordatum, 965 nucleotides. The record is from the annotation of a GenBank genome assembly. NCBI's taxonomy places the organism in Eukaryota, Dinophyceae, Prorocentrales, Prorocentraceae.
GUAACUCGCGAGGAGCCGAAGGAGGAGAUGGGCUUGUUUUUCGUGCAGCGCAAACGCGACAAACUACGCUUGAUCGCUGACGCGCGCGCCGCCAGCACUCAUUUUGCUGAGCCUGAGUACGCGAAGCUCGCCAGCCCCGGGUCCCUGGCGGCCAUCGAGCACCACGAGUCUGGAGCAGUGGGGUUCAGCGCAGGUGAUGUCGAGGUGUGCUUCUACCAGUACGAGCUGCCAGAGUGGCUGAGGGGCUACUUCGCGCUGUCGUCAGUGAAGGGGCAGUGCCUAUCUGUGGCAUGCGCCGGCGUCUCGGAUGCCAAGGCGCUCUACAUCGAUAACUUUGCCGUCGCCUCCGUAGACGGGGCGCGUGCCGAGGGGGCCGCGCGGGUCAUGCAGGAGGCCCUGGCGGAGCGCUGUGUGGUCAGCGCUGUCGAGGUCUGCUCCAGGGGCGCGGCCGAGCUGCUUGGCUGUGAGCUGGAUCGUCUGUCUGGCAGGUGGCGAGUUCGGCCCGAGCGUUUCUGGAGGCUGAUGGGGUCCCUGGACUACCUCCUCGACGCCGAGGGCCUCGAGGUGACUGGGCGCGAGCUGGAGCGCAUCCUGGGGCGCACCGUGGCCGCCUGCGUGCUGAGGCGGGAGUCUCUGGCCAUGCUCUCUGCGCGCUGCACUUUCGCGGAGACGUCGGUCCAGAAGCGCCAGCCGCUGGCGGCCAGUGUCCGGGCCGAGCUGGACUGGGCGCGGUCUCUCCUGCCGCGCGUCGUCGGCGACGCGCGCGAGAAGUGGUCGCCGACGGUCGCCGUCUGCGAUGCCUCGCCCUGGGGGUGCGGCGUCGUGGAGGCGGAGUGGGCUCUUGCUGAUGUCGUGGCCCGCGGGCGGCUCUCAGAGCGGGCUCGCUUCGGAGGGCCGCUGGCCGCGGCAGGGGCGCCCCGAGACAGGGCGCUUGAGGCCGAGAUCGUACGGGCGAGAUCGUGCAG